This is a messenger RNA of Haliotis rubra (blacklip abalone), 1752 nucleotides long. RefSeq names its product dihydroorotate dehydrogenase (quinone), mitochondrial-like. The coding region runs from base 111 to 1418 and encodes 435 amino acids. The transcript has 10 exons. Gene Ontology annotation, cellular component: mitochondrial inner membrane; cytoplasm. Gene Ontology annotation, molecular function: dihydroorotate dehydrogenase activity. Gene Ontology annotation, biological process: pyrimidine ribonucleotide biosynthetic process; 'de novo' pyrimidine nucleobase biosynthetic process. NCBI's taxonomy places the organism in Eukaryota, Metazoa, Mollusca, Gastropoda, Lepetellida, Haliotidae. The record is from RefSeq and is a predicted model, not a curated record.
CUACACCUAUCAUGGCGGACAAAACUGAGAUCUGAGAAAACGGGUACCUGUCUAUUUGAUCUAAUAUCCAUAACUGUACAGUGUUUGGAGCCUGAACUUCUGCCAUUAGCAUGAAUGGACUAUCGCAAGCUCCUGGGACCUUCUGGAAACAGCUUGGCCAGGCAGUAUUUGUAUGUACUGGAGGAACUUUGACUUUCUUCGGUAUAUCACUUUACAAAGGCAAUGAGAAGUUUUAUCGUGAGAUGGCUAUGCCGGCACUGCAGUGGCUUGGAGCAGAGAGAGCACACAACUUAGCUGUCUUGGCUGCCAAGUACAAGAUGGUCCCAAUACCUACACUUGCAGAUUCACCUAGUCUGAAAACACGGGUUUGGGGCCUAGAGUUCAGCAACCCAGUUGGCCUUGCUGCAGGAUUUGACAAAAAUGGAGAGGCAGUGGACGGCCUCCUGAAGGUUGGAUUCGGUUUCGUUGAGAUCGGCAGCAUCACACCAGCACCACAGCCCGGCAAUCCCAAACCACGAGUCUUCAGGCUGAAAAAAGAUAAAGCUGUCAUCAACAGAUACGGUUUCAACAGCGAUGGUCAUGAAUCUGUUUACCAACGGUUGCAUCCAAGGGAGACCCCUUCAUCAGAGCCAUGUUCACUGCCUCGAAUGAGUGAGCAAAGAAAUAUGUUGAAUAUAAAUCUGUGGACUGACACAUCCUGUGCACACCAUGCUGACAACAAUAAGAAUAAUGUCAAGCAUAAAGGUGUGCUUGGUGUGAACCUUGGCAAGAACAAGACAUCAACAGAUCCUGGGAAGGACUAUGUGGCAGGUGUUAAGAAGUUUGGCCAUGUGGCUGAUUACCUGGUCAUCAACGUGUCCAGUCCCAACACACCUGGACUACGCAGUCUGCAGGGUCGGCAGCAGCUGGAAGAUCUCCUAGAAAAGGUGGUUGCUGUACGGGAUCAGCUGGGAGGGAGUCAUAAGCCACCCUUGCUGGUGAAGAUAGCGCCUGACCUCACUGACCAGGACAAGCAGGACAUUGCAGCAGUUGUCUCUUUGAAGAAGUGUCAUGUUGAUGGUCUGAUUGUUACAAACACAACUGUGUCCCGCCCCCAAAGUCUAAUGAGUGAUUGCAAAGAUGAGAUAGGGGGAUUGAGUGGAGAGCCCCUGAAAAAUCUGUCCACUGCAACUGUCAGAGACAUGUACAGACUGACACAAGGUAAGAUUCCCAUCAUCGGUGUAGGCGGAAUCAGCUCUGGUGUGGAUGCCUAUGAGAAGAUCCGUGCAGGAGCGAGUCUCCUGCAGCUGUACACCGCCCUGGUGUACCAGGGGCCACCUGUAGUCAGCCGCAUCAAGAGGGAGCUCCAGGAACUACUGCAGUCCGAGGGCUACUCCAACAUAUCCCAGGCAGUGGGAGCUGACCACAGGGACAAGUGACGGACCAAGCAUGUACAAAGAUGGAUGUGAAGGUUCACAUGGAGACUACACAUUGUGUGUCAGCUGUGGAGCAGGCUGGGGAGUGGAGGUGGCAGACUGAGGUGCUCUCUCUGUACAUGGCUGGUUCAUGUAGCAUCAACACAGCUCACGUUGGACUCAGUACCGUUUUCACAGGAGUGUUUGGUUUCCUUGUCACGUGUAGUAGAUACUGAGGAGUGACAUGGCUGAUUUUCUGUUUGAAAUGUAGACAACAUUAUAUGUCCGGAUAUACUGGAAAGAGGAUUUACUUUUGCUAUUUCAGAUCAGCUUUAAUACAUUGGUUUGUAUAUGUGAA